This is a messenger RNA of Asterias rubens (European starfish), 1637 nucleotides long. Its product is annotated as ubiquitin-like protein 7. Gene Ontology annotation, cellular component: cytosol. The transcript has 10 exons. Gene Ontology annotation, biological process: ubiquitin-dependent protein catabolic process. Lineage: Eukaryota; Metazoa; Echinodermata; Asteroidea; Forcipulatida; Asteriidae. Gene Ontology annotation, molecular function: polyubiquitin modification-dependent protein binding. The coding region runs from base 57 to 1232 and encodes 391 amino acids. The record is from RefSeq and is a predicted model, not a curated record.
GUCCUAACACAUCAACAAACGCAGUCUGUUUUUGCUAGUCACACACAAUUUCAGCAAUGGCGAAUUCUUCUGGAAAUAUCUGCGUGAAGUUUUCUGAGAAAACUGGAAGAACUCGCCUCGAUGAUGUCGAUUUUUUAUCAUUAGUUGGUACUCUUAAGGAACGGGUGUCCCAAGCUAUUGGUUUACCGUCUUCAGAGUUUUCGAUGGUUUACUGUGGUCGAAUCCUGCGAGAUCAAGAUGCCUUAAAGCUGUCUGGACUUGUGACUGGAUGUACUGUACACGCCCUUAAAAAGAAAGCUCCAUUGCAAAAAUUGCAAGCAGAGCCAUUGGAUGAUACUGCUAUUCGCCAGCUGAUGACAGCACUACAUGCAGCUCUACUCAAUCCAGCACACAGACAAGCAGUACACAAGAUCCUGACAAAUUCGGAGACCAUCGAUAACAUCAUUGCAGUCACUCCUGGUCUCGCUAUGGACCACAUCGCAGUCUCUAUGCUACGAGAUCCAGAGCUGUUAAUACAAAUUGCUGACGCAGAAAAUGUUCGAAGAAUAGUACGUGCUCAUCCAGCCAUUGGUCACGCUGUGAUGCACAUUGCUGCGUCAGUCAACGAGGAAGGAGCACAGAGCGAAAGGAACAGGGGCUCUGAAGCUGGACCAAGUUCUUUAUUACCUGAUAUAUCUGACGAUGAAAUGGACACAUCUGCCGACGGAAGUCAGGGCUCAAAUCGGCCGCAGCUCAUUACUCAAGCCCAGCUCAGUGCGGCACUGGCAGCUGCAGGUGUUGGCAAUUCGGCAGGAAGCAGUGCCGGUGCAUACACACAGAAUACAUUCCCGCCAUACAGCGCACCCGUUCCGACAACCCCCAGAGGUGCCACCUCCUCCCAACCAUCGACAUCCUCCACAGCAUCACCCAGUCAACCCCUCGCGGGGUCAUCCUCGGGGUCAAGGGAAACAGGUCAACAAACUGGGAGUCUUAUAACGGCUGACCUACUCAACCAGGCCAUGGCCCAUGUACUGCAGCAGCAGCUAGCCUCGUCGGGUUCGACAGGGUCUGGUGCCCCAGCUACUGACCAACCCGAUGGUGCAACACUAUCACCACAACAGCUACAGGUACAGUUGCAGCAGCUCCGAAACAUGGGAAUCACUGAUGAUGCUGUUAGUUUACAGGCUCUGCAGGCAACUGGAGGUAACGUCCAAGCUGCAUUAGAUCUCAUCUUUGAAGGAGGAAGGAUGUAAUUGAAGUAUGGAUAUAAAUCCUCCAUACUAUUGGUCACGUUUUUCCAGCAGGUUGAUUGAAUAUUUGAAACUGUUCGUAAACUCUCCGGUUUUGGUGCAACUGAGUACUAAACUAACUCAAAUGAGUACACUGUUUAUGUAGAUGCAUCUAAGUUGUCAUAUUGCUGGCUGGUCUAAUUUAGAUAUCAUGCAAAGCUUCAGUGGGUGAUAUUGAAUGGUCAGAUAGUAGGAGGGUUGACUGUGUACUGUGCAGAUGCAUUGCAAGUUGACAUAGUGUGGCUCUCAUUCAAAACAACAGUGAGUCAGUGAUUUUGAAUGGGCAGACAGCAGAAGGGUUGACUGUGUAGUGUGCAGAUGCGUUAUUAAAGGAACACGUUGCCUUGGAUCGGACGAGUUGGUCUUUGA